AUGGAGGCGGUGGACGGCGGUUGGCGCCGAUCUGGUCGCUUCGUAUUCCCACGAACACAUUAUAGCGCCAUGGUUGACCUUUUCCAAAACAGUUUAAAGAUCUUGUGGAGUUUAAAGGGCAUCUUCUUUUCUCAAGAAAACACCGGCGAGUUUCGAGAAACAAGUCCAUCGAAAAUGGUGCCUCAGUCGCCUCACGUCCUGAUUAUUGGUGCCGGCAUCACAGGCCUCGUUCUCGCUCAGGGACUACGUAAACACGGCAUUCCAUUUACUAUCUUUGAACGAGAUCCCGAUCCCCUUCACCGCGGCAAAGGAUGGGGCCUAACGAUCCACUGGUCCCUUGAUGCUUUUCUGCAACUCUUACCCGAGCAUUUGAUCGAUCGGUUGCCGGAGGCUUACGUUGACCCUGAGGCUGUUGCAAAGGGGGAGAACGGGAAUUUCCUCUUUUUCGACCUGAGAACUGGAGAGACCAAGUGGAAGGUUCCUCCGGCAAAGAGACUGAGGGUGUCGAGAGAGCGGCUGCGAAGAUUGUUGAUGGAUGGGAUUGAUGUUAAGUGGAAUAAAUGCAUUUCCAGCAUCACUCGGGUAUCAGGAACGGCUGUUCGCUGUCAGUUUACAGACAACUCUACUGCAGAAGGGACCCUACUGCUUCCAGUCCGUCUGCUGGGAGCCAGUGCUGCAUUGCCUUCUCAGAUUGCUCUUAAAAUGAGGGCCUUGGAUCCGUUCUUUCUACAGGCUGGCGACCCAGCCACCAAUAAUUUUUUCUGGUUUUCAUUCCUUGAUACCCCGGCUAACAAUGACCGUAAGGAUCGCGAUACAUACGAGUGCCAGAUUUUGAUCAGCUGGCCGUAUCGUAAGGAAUGGCCUAAAAAUAUAGAGAUGCCAACUGAAAAUGUUGGCAGACUGCAGCUUAUGCGCUCGUUAGCCGACGGGUGGGUUGAACCAUUUCGUGAGGUUGUGCAGAGCAUGCCGGAGGGAACUGAACCCAAGGUCAUAUCCUUGGAAGACUGGCCGACGCCGCCAAAGGGGUCAUGGAGCAACCUAGAUGGCACAGCAACCCUAGUUGGAGACGCAGCCCAUACAAUGACGAUGUUCCGUGGCGAGGCGGGGAAUCACGGCAUCCUCGACGUCUCAAAUUUAGUAGCCGCGCUGCUUCCGGUAUUGAAGACGCCGCCAGACACUCAUGGGAAGACGCAAAAAGAAGUCAUUAACGAGUAUGAGGAGGAGAUGAUAUCUCGUACCAGGCCGGCAGUUCUGAGAAGCCGCAAAGCAUGCCUUGAUGCCCAUGACUAUUCAUCAAUAACUGCAGACUCCCCGCUAGUCGCACGCAGGGGUACAUUUGAAGAUGAUGAUCUAGAGCACCUCCUUGAAUAG
Messenger RNA from Arthroderma uncinatum, 1371 nucleotides. Its product is annotated as FAD binding domain-containing protein. Gene Ontology annotation, molecular function: FAD binding. The record is from RefSeq and is a predicted model, not a curated record. Lineage: Eukaryota; Fungi; Ascomycota; Eurotiomycetes; Onygenales; Arthrodermataceae. Bases 1 to 1371 code for a protein of 456 amino acids. The transcript has 4 exons.